AUGACGGAGUAUGAGAACAAAAUACACAAGGAGGUCAAGCUACUAGCGACGGUUAUCAAAUCCAGCAUAGCUCUGGCAGAUCGAGAACUGCAAGAAUGGAGAAGAAGAGCCGAAGCGGCCGAAAAGGCUCUGCUUAAGGCCAAGGAGAAUGCAAUGCUGGCUGAAGCGCAGGAGACGCCGAAGGGACCAACGAAUCCACGUCCGGAGAAAAGAGAAGAGGAACAAAGGAAGAAGGAACAGGAGAAGAAGAAGGAGAAGGAAAAUAAGAAUGAAGAGGAAGAGAAGAAGAAGACGGAAGACAGGAAGAAGGAAUUAAAGAAGAAGAAAAACCUCAGGCAUCGUAGGAAGAGAAGUAAGGGCUACGCUCUGGUUAUCAAGGUGAAAGACAAAACGACAUACGAUAGUUCAGCCUUCAAGGAACUCGUCGAAAAAUUUCUUGGCGAGGACGUGAACUUAAGAGCCUUAUCGCAGGA
Ochlerotatus camptorhynchus is the source of this 473-nucleotide messenger RNA. Its product is annotated as putative autophagy-related protein 11. The transcript has 3 exons. NCBI's taxonomy places the organism in Eukaryota, Metazoa, Arthropoda, Insecta, Diptera, Culicidae. The record is from RefSeq and is a predicted model, not a curated record. The annotation marks the transcript as partial.